Molecule: messenger RNA, 1155 nt
Organism: Lecanosticta acicola
Lineage: Eukaryota; Fungi; Ascomycota; Dothideomycetes; Mycosphaerellales; Mycosphaerellaceae
Source: the annotation of a GenBank genome assembly
AUGACGCUCCACCUGGGCCUCGCGACCGCGCGUCACAACCACAGCAGCAGCAGCAGUAACGGUGAACAGGCGCAGGAAGUGCGAGAAGCACGCCGGCUCUUGAGAGAGCGCAUCCGCAACGACUGGGACUUCCCGACCCUGCCUGCAUACAAAUCCUGCGGACGCAGCAGGGACCCGCUGGUCAGCGGCGGCGGCGGCGGCGAGGAAGACGAGGACGAGAAUCUGUCGGUGGAAGAGAGGAUUGCAGGAUUUCGAUUCCAUACGCCGGGCACGCACCAUUUGGAUAACCGUACGCGAGACGGGAGCGGACAGGCAUUGGGGCUGGACUUUGAUCCGGUGGGAUGGCGGGAGAGACAGUACUCGAGCGAGUCGGAUACAGAGGUGGACGAGAAUGCGAGCGCCGCGGCGCCCGCCGCGACGAGCUCUGCGCGGAGCAAGAGCAGCACGACGUACAAGUUUGAGGGCCCGGAUAGUGUGGGUGCGCAGUUGAAGGACCGACGACUGGCGAAGAAGAGGAAGCGCUCUCGGGCAAAGGAGGAAGAAAUGCAAUGGAAUGACGGGCUGGCGCAUUGGAUGCGCAGGCGGGAUGCGUGGUGCUGCGCGAGGACUGCCGCGCAGGUGCACAUGUCCGAGAGGAGCAGUGCGAGCGCGAAUUCUCAACAGGAACACGUCGACUACACCUCUGCAUCGGCGAGCUCCAGUCCUCGCUCCUCGACAUCCUCGGCAGCUGGUCACCAGCCCUCUUCUACACCCGGCUCCAGCCUCGCCACGACGCCCGACAUCACCGCAGCACGAACCGAAGCAACACCCACCACCGUCGCAUCUCCCGUGGAGGAGGUCCUCGUCCCCAUCGCGCCCUGCAUCCUGCCCAACCAUCCCAUCCGGCGAAAGAUCACCCCCAACAUGUAUCCCGAGAUCUACACCAAAAUCAUCUUACAGUCCAGGACGCCUUCGGUACCCAUCAACCUGCAGGCACUGGUGAAGGCGCUCAUACAAGGCUGGAAGGACGACGGAGAAUGGCCUCCCAAGAGUGCGCCGCUGGAGAAGAGUAUUGGGCGGAAGAAAGGGAGCCACCACCCCGGCGGACUCAAGGAAGGCGUGAAGGCGGUCGGGAGAGUGCUUCGCUUGACUGGAGUUGGCGAGAGCAACAAGUGA